Staurois parvus is the source of this 486-nucleotide messenger RNA. The record is from the annotation of a GenBank genome assembly. Lineage: Eukaryota; Metazoa; Chordata; Amphibia; Anura; Ranidae.
CACUGUCAUACCUUGCACACUCCUCUCCUGUGCAUACUGCCCACGGUCAUAUCUCCACACUCCUCUGCUGUACAUACUGUCCACUAUCAUACCCUCCACACUCCUCUCCUGUACAUACUGCCCACUAUCAUACCCUCCACACUCCUCUCCUGUACAUACUGCCCACUAUCAUACCCUCCACACUCCUCUCCUGUACAUACUGGCCACUGCCAUAUCUCCACACUUCUCUCCUGUACAUACUGCCCACUGCCAUACUCUCCACACUCCUCUCCUGUACAUACUGCCCACUGCCAUACUCUCCACACUCCUCCUCCUGUACAUACUGCCCACUGUCAUAUCCUCCACACUCCUCUCCUGUACAUACUGUCCACUGUCAUAUCUCCACACUCCUCUCCUGUACAUACUGCCCACUGUCAUAUCCACCACACUCCUCUCCUGUACGUACUGUCCACUGUCAUAUCCUCCACACUCCUCUCCUGUACGUAC